Henningerozyma blattae CBS 6284 is the source of this 1902-nucleotide messenger RNA. Its product is annotated as Zn(II)2Cys6 transcription factor domain-containing protein. NCBI's taxonomy places the organism in Eukaryota, Fungi, Ascomycota, Saccharomycetes, Saccharomycetales, Saccharomycetaceae. Gene Ontology annotation, molecular function: zinc ion binding; DNA-binding transcription activator activity, RNA polymerase II-specific. The transcript has a single exon. Bases 1 to 1902 code for a protein of 633 amino acids. Gene Ontology annotation, biological process: regulation of transcription by RNA polymerase II. The record is from RefSeq and is a predicted model, not a curated record.
AUGUCAAAUAAAAUAGUAUAUUCAAAACAAGGUUGUUUGAAUUGCAAAAAAAAACAUGUUAAAUGUGAUGAAAAAAAACCUAAAUGUAGUAGAUGUCUAUCUAGAAACAUAAAACAUUGUAAAUAUAAAGAUGAAUUUAUAAUCCAAAAGAUGAACAUGCCAAAAACAACUGCCUCUCAUCCAAUCAGUCUGAAUGGUAGUACUAGUAUAAAUUCUUUCCCCACAUCAAAUUCCUUCUCUCAUUCCCAUCAGCAUUCAACCAAUAACAAUGGUAGCGGCAGCAAUAUUAGUAAGACAUUUUUUAUUAAUAAUCAAUACCAAGAUAUGAAUAAGAAAAAUUAUAGUUUGCCAUUGACUAGUUUUAAAAUUGAAGAUUAUUCUUUAGAAUAUGAUAAAAGAAUAAAAGUAAGAAGAACGCAUUCAAGCCCCAAUACCACCGUUCAUUACAAAGGUUUACGUAAUACAACUACACGGAAGAAUUCUUCUGCAAGUAUCACCGCAACUACAGGCAGUGCAUAUCCUAAAAGUUUUCUAUCUACUGAUACUAAUUCUCCUAUUAAUAUCAAUAACUCGAAUACUACAAUUUCUACUCACAAUGUAACUGGCGACUCUCAUAAUACUAGUAUUUUUCAAUCGAACGAGAAUAUCAAUGCUAUUCCAAAUUUGAAUAAAAAAACGAAGCCGGAAAUUUCUUUAAUCACCGGAACAAGUCAAUAUCACGAUUUCUCAAUUAGGAAAUCGAAUACGAAAACGUCGGAAAAACGUAAAAAAAAUAAUAAUAAUAAUAAUAAUAAUAAUAAUAAUAAUAAUAAUAAUAAUAAUAAUAAUAAUAAUAAUAAUAAUAAUAAUAAUAAUAAUAAAAUAAGUAACAUUAAUAAUAAUAGCAAAACCUCUAUAAUUCAAGUAUCUUCCACUGCAAUAAUAAUACCGACAAUCAAUUAUAGUUUAUUUUUCAAAGGAAACGACCUUCAUUUCUUAAAGAUUUUAAAUUUCGAAACGGCUAGUGACUGGAAAUCUAAUCCACUACACCCCAACUAUAAUCGCAAUAACAAUAUUGAUAAUAGUGAUACUGAGUAUGGAAAUGGGUUAAAAACAAAUAAUAUAAGUCAAUUAAAGCCAAUUGAUAUUGAGCAAUUGGUAACUGAGCUAAUUACUCAUCCAAAGCGAGCGGUUGAUUUAGUGAAACAGGAAAUUAGGGGGGAUUUAAUUAAAAAUCAAGAAGUUGCCAAAGUGAAUUUAUUUUGCAAUAAGAUUAUCAUGGUCAAACUGAUUGAAUUGCAGCUUUCCAAAGAUGUCAUUAUCAACAUAUUGCAGCAGCUAAGCAAACAUCUAAUAAAUUAUAUUGGUUCCAAUAUAUUGAAGAGUUUAAAUUCCAAUGAUCAAGUAGUAAUUGAUUGCUUAAACGAUUGGGACAGAUAUAUUCGAUUGCCCAAACUUAAUAUGAUUUUUCAAUGUCUUGAUAAGUUGACCAAGACAAAUCAAUUUAAAAAAAUAUCAAUCAUCCUGGCAACAAUUAACAUCUUGUUAAACACCCAGUUUACUAGAGAAGUAUAUUUAAGGCAAAUUAAAGAAAUACAAAAUAUUUUUGUCUGCAUGAAACUAAACGGGUUUGAAUUUCCUGAUCAACAAAUUCUUGAUUUAAUUCAGAAUUCGAUCUUUAAUAACAACACUGAUUUCAAUAUACGACAUAUCGAAGAAAUAACUACUUCCACCACCAUGCCACCUAAUAUUGCCUCUAAUUCAAUUUUCUCUACCAACUCCAUUACAAACUCUGUGGUCUCUUCUAAAUCGCCUUCUACUUCUUCAUUUUCACGCGAGACAGACAACAACCGUAAUACUGCCCUGAAUAAUAACGUUAAGAUGACCUCUGGUAAUACCGGGGCUAACCAAAUCUUGAACUAA